Emys orbicularis (European pond turtle) is the source of this 4728-nucleotide messenger RNA. RefSeq names its product adhesion G protein-coupled receptor B2 (gene ADGRB2). The coding region runs from base 10 to 4728 and encodes 1572 amino acids. Gene Ontology annotation, cellular component: plasma membrane. The record is from RefSeq and is a predicted model, not a curated record. Gene Ontology annotation, biological process: G protein-coupled receptor signaling pathway; cell surface receptor signaling pathway; negative regulation of angiogenesis. The transcript is spliced from 32 exons. Gene Ontology annotation, molecular function: G protein-coupled receptor activity. Lineage: Eukaryota; Metazoa; Chordata; Testudines; Emydidae.
UGACAUAGGAUGACCCCUGCUGGUCCCCUCUUACUGUCUGUGAUAUCGUCUCUCUUGUGGCUAACGUGGGGCUUCGACCCAGCUCCCAGCGCCUGCUCAGCUCUGGCCUCCGGGGUUCUCUACGGCUCGUUCUCGCUCAAGGACCUCUUCCCCACCAUCGCCACCGGCUGCUCGUGGACCCUGGAGAACCCCGACCCCACCAAGUACUCCCUGUACCUCAAGUUCAACCGGGAGGAGCAGGUGUGCACCCACUUCUCCCCCAUGGUGCUGCCACUCGACCAUUACCUCGCCAACCUCACCUGCGGCCCGCAGGGCGACGCGGGGCCGCCCCCACGGGGCCAGGAGGACGGGGAGGAGGAAGGGGAGGCCCGGCUGGAGCUGUGCCAGGGCGCCAGCCCCAUCACCUUCCUGCACUUUGACAAGAACUUCGUGCAACUGUGCCUGGCCGCCGAGCCCGAGGCGGCGCCCCGGCUGCUGGCCCCCGACGCCCUGGAGUUUCGCUUUGUGGAGGUGCUGCUCAUCAACAACAACAACUCCAGCCAGUUCACCUGCGGGGUGCUGUGCCGCUGGUUCGAGGAGUGCCUGCGGCUCGGGGAGCGGGGGGCGCGGCGCUGCGGCCUCACCCAGGCGGGCUGCAGCUGCCAGGCCGAGGCCCCGCCGGCGCCCCGGCAAAACGAGACGCUCUCCAACGCCCUGCCGCCAGCCGGCGCCCCGGCCGCCACCAGCAGCAGCCAGUGCUGCGUGACCGAGCUGCAUUCUGGGAAUGCGAAUGAUUUAUACGCGCCGGAGAUUAAAUAUGGCGAUGAUGUGGAAGAGAAUCAGAAGGUGAAAACUCAGUGGCCGAGGUCGGCGGACGAACCUGGGGUUUAUAUGGCCCAGACAGGAGACCCCGCCGCGGAGGAGUGGUCCCAGUGGAGCGUCUGCUCCCUGACGUGUGGGCAGGGCUCCCAGGUGCGCACACGCUCCUGUGUCUCGUCUCCCUAUGGGACGCUGUGCAGCGGGCUGCUGCGGGAGACGCGGAUAUGCAAUAACACCGCCACCUGCCCAGUGCACGGCCUGUGGGAGGAGUGGUCCCCGUGGAGUCUGUGCUCCGUGACCUGCGGGCGAGGGGCCAGGACGAGAACCCGGCAGUGCGUAGCCCCGCAGCACGGCGGGAAGGCCUGCGAGGGCCCCGAGGUGCAGACUAAGCCCUGCAAUAUCGCAAUCUGCCCUGUGGAAGGUCAGUGGCUGGAGUGGGGCUCGUGGAGCCGGUGCUCGGUGUCGUGUUCCAACGGGACCCAGCAGCGCACGCGCAAAUGCAGCGUCUCGGGCCACGGCUGGGCGGAGUGCAAAGGAGCCCACGCCGACGCCAGGGAGUGCACCAGCCCUGACUGCCCAACCGAUGGCAAGUGGGGCCCGUGGAACCACUGGAGCUUGUGCUCCAAGACGUGCGACACGGGCUGGCAGAGACGUUUCCGGAUGUGCCAGGGCACGGGCAUGCAAGGCUACCCGUGUGAGGGCUCCGGAGAGGAGGUCAAGACGUGCAACGAGAAGAAGUGCCCAGCCUACCACGAAAUGUGCAAGGAUGAGUACGUCCUGCUGAUGACCUGGAAGAAGACGGCCGCUGGCGAGAUCAUCUACAACAAGUGCCCACCCAACGCCACCGGAUCCGCCAGCCGCCGGUGCCUGCUGAACGCCCACGGGGUGGCGUACUGGGGCGUGCCCAGCUUUGCCCGGUGCAUCUCGCACGAGUACAGAUACUUACAUCUCUCACUGCGGGAGCACCUGGCCAAGGGGCAGCGCAUGCUGGCGGGCGAGGGCAUGUCGCAGGUGGUGCAGAGCCUGCUGGAGCUGAUGGCCCGCAGGACGUACUACAGCGGGGACCUGCUCUUCUCGGUGGAGAUCCUGCGCAACGUCACCGACACCUUCAAGAGGGCCACCUACGUCCCCUCCUCCGACGACGUGCAGCGCUUCUUCCAGGUGGUCAGCUACAUGGUGGACUUGGAGAACAGAGACAAGUGGGAGGACGCCCAGCAGGUGUCCCCUGGCUCCGUGCACCUCAUGAAGGUGGUGGAAGAUUUCAUCCAUCUGGUGGGGGACGCGCUGAAGGCCUUCCAGAGCUCCCUCGUGGUUACCGACAACCUGGUGAUCAGCAUCCAGAGAGAGCCCGUCUCGGCCGUCUCCAGCGACAUCAACUUCCCCAUGAAGGGGCGCCGGGGCAUGAAGGACUGGGCCCGCCACUCGGAGGAUAAGCUCUUCAUCCCCAAGUCGGUGUUGAGCCUCUCCUCCUCUGCGGAGCCGGGCCCCAGGGACGGAUGCCGGCCCCUGUUCACCGUUGCUCUGUCCCCUUCCCUUCUCUCUGCAGAAAUGGACGAGUCGUCGUACUUUGUGAUCGGGGCCAUCCUGUACCGCACUCUGGGGCUCAUCUUACCUCCUCCCAGGAGCCCCUUGGCCGUCACGUCCCGAGUGCUCACCGUGACCGUGCGCCCGCCGACCAAGCCCACGGAGCCCCUGAUCUCAGUGGAGCUGUCCCACAUGCUCAAUGGCACCUCGCACCCGCAGUGCGUCACCUGGGACUACUCCAAAGCGGAUGCGGGCUCUGGAAACUGGGACACCGAGAGCUGCCAAACGCUGGAGACCCUCCCGGCUCACACCAAAUGCCUGUGUAGCCACCUCUCCACCUACGCCGUCCUCGCCCAGCUGCCCAAGGACCUGGCCAUGGACCCCUCCGGCACUCCCUCCGUCCCGCUCAUGAUCGGCUGUGCCGUCUCCUGUAUGGCCCUGCUGACCCUGCUGGUGAUCUACGCCACCUUCUGGAGGUUCAUCAAGUCGGAGCGCUCCAUCAUCCUGCUGAAUUUCUGCGUCUCCAUCCUGGCUUCCAACGUGCUGAUCCUGGUGGGCCAAUCCCAUAUGCUCAGUAAGGGCGUGUGCACCAUGACAGCCGCAUUUCUGCAUUUCUUCUUCCUCUCAUCCUUCUGCUGGGUGCUGACCGAGGCCUGGCAGUCCUACCUGGCCGUGAUCGGCAGGAUCCGCACACGCCUGGUCAGGAAGCGCUUCCUGUGCCUGGGAUGGGGUUUGCCGGCCCUGGUGGUUGCAGUCUCUGUCGGCUUCACUCGGACCAAAGGCUACGGAACAGCGAGCUACUGCUGGCUCUCCCUGGAAGGCGGGUUGCUCUAUGCCUUCGUCGGCCCCGCUGCCGUCAUCGUGCUGGUGAACAUGCUCAUUGGGAUCAUUGUCUUCAACAAGCUCAUGUCUCGGGACGGCAUUUCAGAUAAGUCCAAAAAGCAGCGGGCCGGCUGGAAGCAGCCCGCCUGCGGCCGCCUGCUACUGAAAUGCACCAAAUGCGGCGUGGUGUCCAGCACCGCCCUGACCUCCGCCACUGCCAGCAGCGCCAUGGCAUCGCUGUGGAGCUCCUGCGUGGUCCUGCCCCUGCUGGCGCUCACCUGGAUGUCGGCCGUGCUCGCCAUGACCGACCGGCGCUCCAUCCUCUUCCAGGUCCUCUUCGCCGUCUUCAACUCGGUGCAGGGCUUCGUCAUCAUCACCGUGCACUGCUUCCUACGCCGAGAGGUGCAGGAUGUCGUGAAGUGCCAGAUCGGGGUGUGCAAGAGCGACGAGAACGAGAACUCGCCCGACUCCUGCAAGAACGGACAGGUGCAGAUCAUGACAGACUUUGAAAAGGAUGUUGACCUGGCGUGUCAGACAGUCCUCUUCAAGGAGGUGAACGCGUGCAACCCCGCCACCAUCACGGGCACCUUGUCGCGCAUCUCCCUGGAUGGCGACGAGGAUCCCAAGCUCCACCCCGGCUCCGAGGGAAGCCUGGGCUUCUCCAGCCUCCCGGGGAACAUCCCGCCCGCCAACAUCCUGGUGCAGGUGCCCACGCUGACGCAUAAGGGCCUGAACGAACUCAGCGACCCACCCGCCAAGAAGGACGUCAACCUGGACAGCCGGGGGCCCGUCUACCUGUGCACGGACAGCAACCUGCGGCAGGCCAACUAUGGCUGGAUGCGGGCGCCGGAGCCGGCGCUGGAGAGCGACUACAUGGUGCUGCCCCGCCGGACUGUGAGCCUCAAGCCCUUCGGCAGGGAGGAGGGCAGGCUCAACAUCAAGGUGGAUGAGGUGCCACACGUGGGCAAGGGGCGCCGUGGGGCCGAGGCGGAGGCCUACCCCGGCUUCGUCUCGGUGGACCACAUCAAUGUGAACUUCAACCAGCCCUACGGGACGGUGAAGCACCCGUACGGCCUUCAGUUCAAGCAGCACCCCACGGUCCGGCAGAUCCUGGCCUCGGAGCUCACGGAGCGUAGCCGCACCAUGCCGCGCACGGUGCCGGGCUCCACCCUGAAAGUGGGGUCGCUCGAGAGGAAGCGGUUACGAUACUCAGAUCUGGAUUUCGAGAAAGUCAUGCACACGAGGAAGCGCCACUCCGAACUCUACCAUGAGCUGAACCAGAAAUUCCACACGAUGGAUCGGUACCGGGCACCUGCUACCAAAGCUGCCAAGAGAGAGAAGCGGUGGAGCGUCUCUUCCGGCGGCGGGGAGAAGAGCGCAUCCAGCACAGACAGCCCCAGUCCCCCAGAAGUGACCAGUCCGGAGGAGCAGCAGCAGCAGAAGAGCUGGAGCACCUUCAAGGCCAUGACGCUCAGCUCCCUGCCCCCCAAGCAGCGGGAGAAGCUGGAGCUGCACUGCGCCACCUGGGAGCCCCCGUGCAUGAACCUGGACGUGUCAGAAGGGGAUUUCCAGACGGAGGUGUGA